Messenger RNA from Dendrobium catenatum, 861 nucleotides. RefSeq lists its product as uncharacterized. The record is from RefSeq and is a predicted model, not a curated record. Lineage: Eukaryota; Viridiplantae; Streptophyta; Magnoliopsida; Asparagales; Orchidaceae. The transcript has a single exon. The coding region runs from base 1 to 861 and encodes 286 amino acids.
AUGCCACCCCAUACCGCUGCCUCAAAAUUAUGGAAACUGUUUUGUAAAACUGCUGCUACCAUUAAACCUGCUGUUUCUUUCUCGGUUCACCAUAACUGUAACCUAUCGUUCUUGUGGGAUCCUUGGUGUAAUAUGGGCAUGGUUGCUGAUCUGAUUGAGGCCAACAGGAACUCUCAUCUAUGGGUGAAGGAUUUUAUUUCCCAUAGCCGUUGGGUGCUCCCUGUUUCUUUACCUGGGCCGGUGAAAGACACUAUUAGUAAAACUGUUAUUGUUGGGGAGGGGCCGGUGCUUUUCUGGUCUAGUUGUCCCAACCCCUCUAACAAAUUUUUCUCUGCUUUUUACCAUUCUAACUUAAAGAGUGUCCCGUGGUUUAAAUUCAUUUGGCAUAAAGGCUUUGCCUUGCGUUAUGCCUCUUAUACUUGGAUGGCUGUUAAAGGUAAACUUAAAAUGGCGGACAUUCUCAUUUCUAGGGGGAUUGUGGUGGCCCCCUCCUGCUCUUUCUGUCUGGGCAACAUUGAAUCACAUUCUCAUGUGUAUUUUGAAUGUGAUUUCUCUUUUUUAUUGCUUACUGCUCUAUUUCCGGAUAUGGUGAAUUUUUACCUGAGGCCUAAUCUUACUCAAGUAUUUGAUCAUUUUGGGACCGUUCGGAAGUAUACCAAAACAGAUAAGAAUUUAUGUUAUUUUACGGUGGCUGUUUUGGUGUAUUACUUGUGGAGAGAAAGAAACAAUAGACGGGUUUCUGGUGUUUGGAGAAAUCCUGAUGAGCUUAAAAGAGUUAUUUUGCAAGCUAUUUAUGCUAAAAUUAGGAAUUGGAAUCAUUAUGACAUGCUUAAGGAAAUUUUUGGACAAAUUCUGGGAUGA